Molecule: messenger RNA, 3326 nt
Organism: Helicoverpa zea (corn earworm)
Lineage: Eukaryota; Metazoa; Arthropoda; Insecta; Lepidoptera; Noctuidae
Gene: Rpn2
Product: 26S proteasome non-ATPase regulatory subunit 1
Exons: 2
Coding region: 132-3143 (1003 amino acids)
Biological process (GO): regulation of protein catabolic process; proteasome-mediated ubiquitin-dependent protein catabolic process
Cellular component (GO): proteasome regulatory particle, base subcomplex; proteasome storage granule; nucleus
Molecular function (GO): enzyme regulator activity
Source: RefSeq, a predicted model, not a curated record
UUUGUCUAUGAGUAAAAGAAAUUUGUCAAAUCAUCGUAUUAUUUGUACUCGUUUCAGAAAUUGCCGAAUAAUAAGCAAAAAGUGUCUGGAGAAGUUUAGUGCUACAGGAUUUAAAGUUAAAAAACACCAAGAUGAAUAUAACAUCAGCAGCGGGGAUAAUAUCCCUGCUGGAUGAGCCGAUGUCCGAAGUGAAAGAGUUCGCAUUGAAGAGGUUGGACAACAUAGUCGACGAGUUUUGGCCAGAAAUAUCAGAAUCUAUUGAAAAGAUUGAAAUUCUUCAUGAAGAUAAAGUGUUCUCCCAGCACCAGCUCGCUGCUUUGGUGGCAAGUAAGGUUUAUUACCAUUUGGGAGCGUUUGAAGAUUCACUGACGUACGCGCUGGGCGCUGGUGAUUUGUUCGACGUGAAUGCGAGGAAUGAGUAUGUGGAUACUACGAUUGCGAAGGCGAUUGACUUCUAUACGCAGAAGAGGAAGGCGCUGUUCGUGGACAGCCAGGCGGAGUCGAUCGAUCCUCGGCUGGAAGCCAUUGUGAACCGGAUGUUCCAGCGAUGUCUUGAAGACGGCCAGUACAGGCAGGCGCUAGGCUUGGCGCUUGAGACCCGCCGCAUGGACAUAUUUGAGGAAUCCAUCAUGAAAUCUGAUGAUGUAGCCGGUAUGCUUCAGUAUGCAUUCACUGUUGCCAUGAGUCUCCUGCAGAACAGGGGCUUCCGCAGCACAGUCCUCAGGUCCCUGGUGGGUCUCUACAGAGGCCUCAACAUCCCAGACUAUGUCAACAUGUGCCAGUGCCUUAUCUUCCUCGAAGACCCUCUCUCAGUAGCUGAAAUCCUUGACAAACUUACUCAUGGACCUCAAGAAUCCGUCCUCAUGGCUUACCAAAUAGCGUUUGACUUAUAUGACUCAGCUACUCAACAGUUCCUUGGCAGAGUACUGCAAGCUUUAAGGACCACAGCACCCAUCCCCAGUGCUCUUGGUGGUAAGCCCCAACCUCAAGGUGGACCAUUCCCAGAAGCCACCAUGGAGGUUGACCAACCAGCUGAAGAGGCUAAGAAACCAGAGAGAGAUAUAGACAGUCUGAAUGAUGAAGAAAAAGAACAUCAAAGAAGGGUAGAAAAGUUAAUUUCAAUCUUAGGAGGUGAAGUCUCCAUAGGGUUACAACUACAAUUCCUGAUUAGAUCUAAUCAUGCUGAUUUACUUAUCUUGAAGAACACUAAAGAUGCCAUCAGGGUGUCUAUAUGUCACACAGCCACUGUAAUAGCUAAUGCUUUCAUGCACUCAGGAACAACUAGUGAUCAGUUCUUGAGGGACAACUUGGAAUGGCUAGCCAGGGCCACAAACUGGGCCAAGCUUACAGUAACAGCUUCCCUUGGUGUCAUACAUAGGGGACAUGAAAACGAGUCAUUAGCACUCAUGCAAUCUUACUUGCCAAAAGAGGCUGGGCCAUCAUCAGGUUACUCUGAGGGUGGUGGCCUUUAUGCCCUUGGUCUAAUUCAUGCAAAUCAUGGUGCAAAUAUCAUUGACUAUCUUUUAACACAGCUAAAAGAUGCUCAGAAUGAGAUGGUUCGCCAUGGAGGUUGUCUUGGUCUUGGCUUGGCUGCUAUGGGUACACACAGACAAGAUGUCUAUGAACAACUGAAGUUCAACCUUUAUCAAGAUGAUGCUGUCACCGGCGAGGCAGCUGGUAUAGCUAUGGGGAUGGUCAUGUUAGGCUCCAGGCAUGCUGCUGCUAUUGAAGAUAUGGUUGCAUAUGCUCAAGAAACUCAGCAUGAGAAGAUAUUAAGAGGUUUGGCUGUAGGUAUAGCCUUCACUAUGUAUGGAAGACUGGAAGAGGCAGAUGCCCUUGUACAGCAGCUUCUGAGGGAUAAGGACCCUCUGCUGCGUCGUGCAGGUUGUUACACGAUUGCCACUGCUUAUUGUGGUACUGGCAACAAUGACUCUAUUCGCACACUUCUGCACGUCGCCGUCUCUGAUGUGAACGAUGACGUACGUCGUGCCGCCGUAACAGCUCUCGGAUUCUUACUCUUCAGGACACCAGAACAGUGCCCAUCAGUUGUAUCUCUUUUAGCGGAAUCGUACAACCCUCAUGUACGUUAUGGUGCUGCUAUGGCUUUAGGUAUUGCUUGCGCUGGAACUGGCAAUCGCGAGGCCAUUGGUCUCUUAGAACCCAUGGUCAAGUUUGAUCCUGUCAACUUUGUGAGGCAAGGUGCCUUGAUUGCCUCAGCCAUGAUUCUUAUCCAACAAACUGAAGUUCUUUGCCCUAAGGUCACAUAUUUCCGCCAACUCUAUGCACAAGUUAUUUCUAACAAACACGAAGAUGUAAUGGCCAAAUUCGGAGCUAUCCUGGCCCAGGGUAUUAUCGAUGCUGGUGGUCGCAACGUUACUGUGUCCCUACAAAACAGGACUGGACACAUGAACAUGCUCGCUGUCGUAGGCAUGUUAGUCUUUACCCAAUACUGGUACUGGUUCCCAUUGGCUCAUUGCCUGUCUUUGGCGUUUACACCCACUUGCCUGAUCGCCCUCAACUCUGACUUAAAGAUGCCUCAGAUGGACUUUAAGUCAAACUCAAAACCUUCUCUUUACGCAUACCCCGCGCCAUUGGAAGAAAAGAAACGCGAGGAGAGGGAGCGAGUCACCACCGCUGUGCUGAGUAUUGCAGCAGCCAAGGCUCGCAGGCGAGCGCACGGAACUGAGGGCUCAGCUAGCAGCAUGACUUCCUCCUCAACCUCUAAAAUGGAUGUUGAUGAAGAAGAGAAGAAGCCAUCUAAGUCACCAAAUCCAAACAUUACAGUUCAUGGAAAAUCUGAUAAAGAUGCACCUGCCGCCACGGCCGGUUCCUCCAAGGAAAUUAAGAAGGAGGAAAAAGAGGGUGAAGAGAAGGAAACUAAAGAAAAGAAAGAACCAGAGCCUACCUUUGAAAUUCUGAACAACCCUGCGAGGGUAAUGAGGCAACAGUUGAAGAACUUGACAGCUGUUGAGGGACAAGGCUUUACGCCAUUGAAAGACGUUACUAUUGGCGGGAUCGUAAUGCUGAACCACUCUGGUGACGGUGAACAGUUGCUGGUUGAGCCAGUUGCCGCUUUCGGCCCGAAGACGGAAGAAGAAAAGGAACCCGAACCCCCAGAACCUUUCGAGUACUUGGAUGAUUGAUAUUGUCUCUUCAGCUAAUUCAUCAACAGAUGAUACUAUCUAUAUAGUAAUAGGAUGACAAUGAAUCAUUUUCAAUGUAUUGAACAAUUUAUCAUCUAGAUUAAAAUGUUAAAGUACAUGAUUACUAUAUAACAGGAAAUUAUUAUUGUGUUUCAGAAAUAAAUAAAUGUACCUAAUUAAUUA